AUGGCGACAACUACCCAUGCCCAACCCAAGAGGAAGUCCUCCGCCGCCGGGCUGUCCUCUGGUGGUAGGACAGUCAAGCGGAGGGCUUCCAAAGCCUGCCACUGCUGCCGUGGUAGGAAAGUGCGUUGUGACGUGGUCGAGAGCGGAAUUCCAUGCACGAAUUGCCGCCUCGACGAGGUCGAGUGCGUAGUCACUGAAGGAAAGCGUCGGAGAAAAUCCUAUGCUGAAGGGGAGCUGUUUCACCACUCGCCCUGCAAUUCUGUAGAAGAAGAGAAGGAAAUUCCUCAAUUUCCCAUCUUCGACGACAUUGAUGAGCUCAACAACUUUGUCCCUACCUUGCCCACGGCUGAGCCAACCCACCCCCAGCUCGCCUUGGACGACGAGAUGGUCCAUCACAAACCCCAUAUGCUUUACCAGACACAAGGCCAACGCUUGAGCCAGGAGGAACGUUUUCGACGAAUGUCUACGGUCGGCGGCAACAACUUCACUCCACCGAUGCUCUCCCCGGCAAUGUCCUAUUUCCUUCAGCACUCGAGCCGACUGAACAUCGUCCUUCCGCCCUAUUUGCAGCCCAUAUCUCCCAGGAUCAUGACCGAAGAUCUGGAGUAUCUGCAGAAAAAGGGGGCGUUUUUGAUCCCGGAGACAGGCUUUCGGAACGAGCUGCUUCGAUGCUACGUCCAAUACGUACAUCCUUUCCUUCCCAUCAUCGACCUGCGGGACUUUUUGACCACCGUCGAAAAGAACCAGCCGACCAACACCGUCAGCCUCUUGCUCUUCCAGGCCAUCAUGUUUGCGGCGACUGCAUACAUUGACAUGCGGUAUCUCAUUGCCCAGGGAUACAUGACCAGGAAGGCAGCCCGGAAAUCCUUCUUUCAGCGAGUCAAGCUCCUGUAUGACUUUGACUACGAAGUCGAUCGAGUCACGGUUGUGCAGGCUGUCUUGCUGAUGACCUACUGGUACGAGAAUCCCGACGACCCAAAGGAUGUGUGGCACUGGCUGGGUGUGGCCAUCUCGGUUGCUCGAACCAUUGGCCUCAACUGUGAUACUUCGAACGCUUCGCUCAUGAGCUUGCAACAGCGUCGUCUCUGGAAGCGCAUCUGGUGGUCUUGCUACAUGCGAGACCGAUUGAUCGCCAUUGGGAUGCGACGCCCGAUGCGGAUCAAUAGUGGAGAUUUUGACGUGCCAAUGCUCGAGGUCUCCGACUUUGAAACCGAUGCCCUGCCAGCCGAGCUCAGUAGGAUGCUCGGGGGCUGUCCUGCCGUGAGAGACACGUCGAAGCGCGUCACCCUGGCCAAAAUGUGUAUCGGCCUGGCCGAUCUCUGUGUCCGCAUCACCCAAGUUCUCGCGGUCCAGUACUCGACGCUCGGCCACAAGAUCGGCGCCACUCAAGAGACGACCAUGAGACUGGUUCCGAAGAAGUCGGCAGCAGACCCUUGCGACGUGAUUCGGUGUGACCGCGCGCUCGACCAGUGGCACAAAGACCUCCCACAUGAGCUCCAUUACUUUGCUCCAGAUUCUCGCGAGCGGACAAGCACCAACGACGGAGAGGUCAUCAAUCUGCACCGAGCUCUACUGACCGGAAUCUACCUUACGGCGAUCAGUGCAUUGCAUCGACCACAAAUCCUGCCGUCCGCGCCCAACGUUGUUGUCGCCCCGGAACUCCGAGAAUUGUCGAGGAGGAAGGUCCGCGAGGCCGCCAAUGAUAUUACCGAGAUGUAUAAAGAACUCUUUGCGCAUGAUUUGAUACGAUAUCUCCCCAACACUGGCGUUACCUGCCUGCUUCCAGCAAUCAUCAUCCAUCUCCUGGAUAUCAAAUCAAGCGACUCCAACACGCGACAAGCGAGCAUUCGGAAAUUCCAAUUCUGCAUGCAGGCCCUGCAAAGGCUGCGGGAGAUGUAUGCUUCUGCGGAUUUUGCCUUCUCGUUCCUCGAUGCGGCUGUCCGCAAGACCAAUGCUCAAGUCUAUGCGGCUGCCGCGGCCGCUGGAACGAAAGGGCCAUUCUCGCCCGGCUCGAUUGGGAUGGACCAGAAGAAGUUUCCCCCAGCGCCGUUGUUGCUUACGCCACCUCCUGAGGCCAUGCAAACAGCUAGCCUACUGCUCAUGAACUCGACACUUGCGCCGGAAGAGCGAAGCCUCAUUGCCGCAUACACCCCGCCGGAGUCGGACACUAGCUUGAACAUCCACACCAAGGAAGAGCCGGUUAUUACAUCGGCAGAAAUGAUUGCCCAUCACACCGCAGUGGUCAAUUGUGCACCAGAGGGGCAGACGCACGCUGAUUUUGAGACUCUUGUUGACUUGGAGGGGGGCACUGAUUUGUUUUCGACGGUUGAGGACGGCCUGGAUUUGAACAUGCAGUGGCUGCAGGGAUUUGACGCGGACAACCACACUCCCAACUCUGGAGAGUUUCCCUUAGAGACGAUUGAAGAGGUUGAUGAGCAGCGAGAGCAAUGUGGUUACGCAGAACAAGAACUAGACGCCGCUGACGAGCUUGUGCUGGGAUUGGGCAUCCAAGGCGAUGCCUGAGGUUUUGAGACGAG
This is a messenger RNA of Cladophialophora immunda, 2537 nucleotides long. RefSeq lists its product as uncharacterized. NCBI's taxonomy places the organism in Eukaryota, Fungi, Ascomycota, Eurotiomycetes, Chaetothyriales, Herpotrichiellaceae. The record is from RefSeq and is a predicted model, not a curated record. Gene Ontology annotation, biological process: DNA-templated transcription; regulation of DNA-templated transcription. The transcript has 2 exons. The coding region runs from base 1 to 2523 and encodes 840 amino acids. Gene Ontology annotation, molecular function: DNA binding; zinc ion binding; DNA-binding transcription factor activity, RNA polymerase II-specific.